AGGAUGGGAAAUGCGGCUCAGCCGACAGCAAAUCAAACACGAGUCCAGGUGUCCGGUAGAUAUAAUAGGUACGGGCCAUUACUGAUGCCGUCGGACCGGCCAUUGCCUGUGCCGUUAAGGAUCAGCACUCAGCAGAAAUCCGCGCCGUUGCUGCUGCUGGAGCCACGAGAAACCCUAAUCUGAGUUUUUCUACCUUGCUGCUUGUAUCACAGAUAAUAAAUUAUUCUUCGUCUCCAUGUCCGCCCGGAUGCUCAGGAGGUUCCUUGCCGAUCAGGAGCAGAAAGAAAAGAACCCCGCCGACUCGAAGCAGGAAGAGCACGAUGACUCCGAUUCCCCUGUCCAGUGCGCGCCUUCUGGAAACCCCUUCGAUCUUCUUGACGAUCAGGAGGAUGAACCUGGAGUUUCUCAUGAAUUUGUUGCACAUGAUGAUGUGGAACAGACUGUAUCUAGCGAAAGCUUUUCUAGAACCACUGCUGGUAACCGCAAAACCAAGAAGAAAAAGAAACAGAGUAAAGUAAACCCAGUUUCAACCAAAAGCAAACAAGAUAAGGACGUUGAUAUUCUUUUAAAGGAGUUAUCAAUGGAUAGAACAUCCCAGCAGUUUGAUCUCUCUAAUGAUCAGGUUCAAUCUGAGAUGUCCAAAUCAUGCAGUUCCAAUGUCAAGGUCGACUGCAAGAAGCAACAUUCAUUAAUACUAUCUGUAGAGCCCAAAUUUCUAAAAGCUGAAAAUGAACUAAGAAGGAUAUUUGGUUCUAAAGUUGUUAGCUCCUUCGAGAAUAGCUAUGCUGGUGUCCCAAGGCACGUGCAUGGAGGAAGGCGUGGAAGCCAUAGUCAUCGCAAAACAAUUCUUGUUGCGCCAUCAAACCAUUGGCCUCAUUGGGAUGGAUCACUAUCUAUGGAUCUUUUGGAAACAAAAGAUGGAGAACAUUUUUUCAGAUAUACACAUUCAUCUUCUUACGAGCAUGCACAACAAAUAUUUGAAGCUGCAAAAGCUGCACAUGAUAUUAAUACUAUUGCUAGGAUCUUACUCCAUCAUCCAUAUCACAUCGAAUCGCUUUUGACCAUUGCUGAUGUUUUGAAGUUCUCAGGAGAACAUCAAUCAUCUGCUGAUGCUAUUGGGAAGUGCUUAUAUGCAUUAGAAUGUGCGUGGCACUCAUUAUUCAAUCCUAUGCAAGGUAAUUGCCGCUUGAAAUAUAGCCAUGAUACAAAUAAGCCGGUAUUUAUAGUCCUUUUCCAGCACAUGCAGAAUUUGAAUCGUCGGGGAUGUCAUCGUUCUGCUCUUGAGGUUUGCAAACUGCUGCUUUCUUUAGAUCCUGAUGAUCCAAUGGGUGCACUCUUUUGCAUUGAUUACUUCUCCCUACGAGCAGAGGAGUAUGAUUGGCUAGAAAAGUUCGUGGAUGUGUAUAAAAGUGACAAUUCUCUUUGGUUAUUUCCUAAUUUCUCAUACUCACUUCCGAUCUGUCGUUUCUAUCUUGAGCAAAAUGGCACUUCUAAAGGACUUAACAAGGUGACUGAGAAGGCGACGUCUGAUGAUCUUAUGGAGCAAGCUUUGAUGCUUCAUCCUCUGAUACUAAAAAAACUAGUUGCAAAGGCACCUCUCAAGGAUGUUGCAUGGACAAGAAUACUUAAACAUUCAUUUUUUUCUUCGUGCGAAGCUGGAAGCCCUUCCUUAGAGCAUCUAAUCAAUAUUUAUGUUGAACGAAAUUUUAUUAUGUGGAGGAUUCCAGAUUUGCAGAAGCUCUUGAAAGAGGCUGCUUUAUGUGUAAUUGAGUCUGUGGAUCAAAAAAAGAGUGAUGCCAAGGAUUGGGCUUGUGUCAGGCAAGAGGCCUUUUCAUCUGAUAGAAAUGAGUACUCGCACUUGUUGGUUUCAGACUUCUCAGACUCGGUCCCAACAAUUCCACCUGAUGAUUUGCGUCAGUUUAUGAUUGAUCCACGUGCCUUGCUUGUUGACAACAAUGCAGAACAAGUUCAGGCUGCUGCUGGUGGAAUGGUGCCUCGAGAGGUCUUGAACCGCAAUCCAGUAAUGGUUUUCUUGGAAUCCAUGCUUCCAUGGAUUACUUACGAUUCUGCUGGAGAUGCUGAUGCUGCUGGAGAACACCACCAAGAUGGUGACUAGGAAUCUGCGUGUUCUGAUGAGGUGAUGGUAAUACAUUACAUUUGCGUUUUUGCCGUCAUGCGGUGAUGGUGAGAUAUCAAUUUGAAGAAAAUCGACAAUAGCAGAGCAUUGAUGUUUUUUUUGUGGAUUUCCAACGAGGGAGAAGUGAACCACCAGAUCAUACGCAUACAGAAGAGGGAUAGGACAGCAUGCCUAUGCCGACCAUACACGGCAGUCUGGAAGAUGGCAGUUUUAGCACAUGGAUUGUCGGCAUAGUUCAAUGCUCAAAUAGGUUUCUAUUGAUUAAUUGAAAGGGAAAAAUAAAAGCAUACUUCAGUUUGCCAUUGCUGUGGAGAAUGCUAGCUCGCUUGCUAAGCCUUUUCUUUGGGACGACGAUGUAUGAUUAAGCUCUCACGACAUGUAUAAUAUCAUCCUAAACCCACAUCUAGGUCAAUGUUUUCCAAGUUUACCUCUGUUAAGUGUUAACUUUAUUUGGCAGGCCAUAAAAAACCGAGUGACUCCUUUCUGGGAUUAUAUUGAAUGUAUUUUCAUGAUUAA
This is a messenger RNA of Nymphaea colorata (pocket water lily), 2653 nucleotides long. RefSeq lists its product as uncharacterized. Lineage: Eukaryota; Viridiplantae; Streptophyta; Magnoliopsida; Nymphaeales; Nymphaeaceae. The transcript has 4 exons. Gene Ontology annotation, cellular component: RQC complex. The coding region runs from base 236 to 2116 and encodes 626 amino acids. The record is from RefSeq and is a predicted model, not a curated record.